AACCUGAAAUGACAGCUGAAAAAAAUGUCCGCUGAGGACUGGAUAAAAACGUUCGGAUAAGAAAAAUAAUAAAUUACGGUCACCGAUCUGAAUACCAAGUCAACAAGACGUAUAUUGUAAUGAGUCAGGGAUCAAGGUACGUCAGUCGAUAGUGAAAAAACGUUUCGAUUAGGGUAUUCAGAGAAAUACAAUUAAUGAAAAUUAUUGGAGUGAACGUUUAUGGAUUGAUUCUGUUUUCGUGAAUGGGCUUGAUUUUUUGGUGUAAAAUAAUACCAAACGAAGACUGAACAUUCAGCAAAAUGGACACAGAAUUGUCCGAACAAUUCUACAGAAUUCAGGCGAUUGAUAGAGCCUUACGAAUUCCAUCUGUCAAUUAUCUGUGGGACAAAUCCACAGCUGUUUAUGGGAAAGUUAAAGGUGUCAACACAUUCACAAAUUGGGCGUUUGAUAGAAUCGAAACAGUCCUCCAGACUGUUCUCGAGAAAUCAUUGCCAGUUGCGCGUUUUAUGGAGAAACCAAUUUAUAAUCUUGACAAAACAUUCUGUCAAGGCUUGGACUUUGUUGAAGUCAAACUACCAAUAAUCAAGGAAGAUCCUAAACAAAUUUUAGAUCGUACAAAGUCACUCGUUUCCGAGAGACUCCGUCCAGCUGUACAAAUAUUCAUUGACUUGAAACAAGAGACAAAGCAGAGAGUGAGAAUAAUAACCCUCCAUACUUACUACAAAGCACACUACUUGAGAGUUUACAGUUGGCAACAGGCUGACAAAGUUAUGUCAACUGAGACGGGAAUUAAUAUUUUAAAGACUGUUGACAAUACCACUGGCCUGGCUGAGCUGAUGCUCGAUAAAUAUUUGCCUGCUCUUGAGGAUGAAAAUUGCAGUGACUUUGAGGAUGAAUGUAGUGAGCACGUUAAACUUCAUCACACCAUCGUAAGAUUGAGUGAAUUUAGCAGCAGGGCAUCGCGUAGAAUUUACGUAGCCCUGAUGGAGAGACUCCAGUACAUGUACAAAAUCGAAAUUCUCAUCUUGAUUCUACAUGCACUUAUUGUGAUUCAAGCUAUCAAAUUUUUGGAGACUAUUGUGACAUCUGUACUUAAAUUCACGUUUAGGUUCUAGAGUUGAUGCUGUGAUAUUGAAAUUUUCACCUUUUUAGUUUGAGGAAUUUUUGUGUUUGUAAUUGUGUGAUGCACUAAUAUAAUUUUAUAUUCUACAUAUAACGAAGAGACGAAGUUUGAAUAGUCUCAGGCCAUAACAAGUUUAUGUGUAUGAUCAUUGUGGUGUUUUCAGUUUCUUGUGAAAUAAUAAAAAUAUCAUUUAUUUUUA
This is a messenger RNA of Diachasmimorpha longicaudata, 1322 nucleotides long. It is a transcript of the gene Lsd-2, whose product is annotated as lipid storage droplets surface-binding protein 2-like. Bases 300 to 1115 code for a protein of 271 amino acids. The record is from RefSeq and is a predicted model, not a curated record. Gene Ontology annotation, biological process: positive regulation of triglyceride storage; lipid storage. The transcript is spliced from 5 exons. NCBI's taxonomy places the organism in Eukaryota, Metazoa, Arthropoda, Insecta, Hymenoptera, Braconidae. Gene Ontology annotation, cellular component: cytosol; lipid droplet.